GAGGCUGAGGCCUCCACCCGAGGUCACACGAGAGUGCCCGACAGUCUCACGAGAGCGGGGGCCGGAGCCCCGCCAUUUCGCGGUGCCUCGGAAGCCGAAGGGGGUGGGAGGCGCAGGUCUCGCCGCCCUGACCCGGCGCUAGGGGCCCCCGCGACUCGCUCAAGCCGAGCCCGGCGCUACUGCAAGCGCCGGAAACUGGCCCAGGUCAGCCGAACCCGAGCGCGGCCCCCGAACUCGGCGGCGCGCUCCACGCGGAUUCCCCACGCUCGGCUCGGCUCGGCUCGGCUCGGGGCGGGGCCCUCCCCGCGCCGUGACCUCCGGGCGCCCGGGCCCGAGCUCCCUGCUCUUACCAAGGCCGCCAGUUGCUUGCCAGCCUUCAUGCCCUGGCCCACGGCAGUGCACCUGGAAAAGGACUCCUGGAAGCCUAAACUUGAACUUAACCCUGAGUAAAUAGGCUUUAGAGAUAGCCUCACCAUGUGUGGCAGACUGAUUGAGAGGUAUGUGGCUGCCAUGGUGCUGAGUGCAGCUGGAGAUGCCUUGGGGUACUUCAACGGGAAGUGGGAGUUCCUUCGGGAUGGGGAAAAGAUUCACAAGCAGCUGGCCCAGCUUGGCGGCUUGGAUGCCAUAGACGUGGAGAGGUGGAGAGUCAGUGAUGACACGGUGAUGCACCUGGCCACGGCAGAAGCCCUCCUGGAAGCUGGCCCAGGCUUGGACUGGGCUCGCCUGUAUUCCCUCCUUGCUAGGCACUACCAAGAUUGCAUGGGAGACAUGGACGGCCGGGCACCAGGGGGUGCAUCCGUGCAGAACGCCAUGCUGCUGGAGCCAGACAAACCCAAUGGCUGGAGGAUUCCCUUUAACAGCCAUGAGGGCGGCUGUGGGGCUGCCAUGCGGGCUAUGUGCAUCGGCCUCCGGUUCCCUCACCACAGCCAGCUGGACACCCUGAUCCAGGUGAGCAUAGAGAGCGGCCGGAUGACCCACCACCACCCCACAGGCUACCUGGGAGCCCUUGUGUCUGCUCUUUUUACAGCCUAUGCUGUGAAUGGCAAGCCACCCCGGCAGUGGGGAAAAGGACUGAUGGAGGUGCUGCCAGAAGCUAAAAAGUACAUUGUCCAAUCAGGCUACUUUGUGGAGCAGAAUCUUCAACACUGGUCUUACUUCCAAGACCAAUGGGAAAAGUACCUAAAACUCAGAGGGAUUUGGGAUGGCAAAUCAGCCCCUACCUUCCCGAAGCCCUUUGAUGUCAAGGAGAGGGAUCAGUUCUACACCUCUGUGAGCUACUCUGGCUGGGGUGGCAGUAGUGGACAUGAUGCCCCCAUGAUUGCCUAUGAUGCCAUCCUGGCUGCAGGAGACUCCUGGAAGGAGCUUGCCCACCGAGCCUUUUUUCACGGUGGAGACAGUGAUUCAACAGCUGCCAUUGCCGGCUGCUGGUGGGGAGUGAUGUACGGUUUUAAAGGAGUGAGUCCUGCCAACUAUGAGAAGCUAGAAUACAGAAAUCGGCUGGAAGAGACAGCUAGGGCUUUGUUUUCUCUUAGAUCAAAGGAAGAACUGUAAUUAACCUUUAGGGAGAAGU
Phacochoerus africanus (Common warthog) is the source of this 1570-nucleotide messenger RNA. RefSeq names its product ADP-ribosylarginine hydrolase (gene ADPRH). Bases 475 to 1551 code for a protein of 358 amino acids. The record is from RefSeq and is a predicted model, not a curated record. Gene Ontology annotation, biological process: protein de-ADP-ribosylation. The transcript has 5 exons. Gene Ontology annotation, molecular function: magnesium ion binding; ADP-ribosylarginine-[protein] hydrolase activity. NCBI's taxonomy places the organism in Eukaryota, Metazoa, Chordata, Mammalia, Artiodactyla, Suidae.